CUGAAAAGGAGUCUCACCAGCUUGGUGGACUUGUUCUGCAACAAUAUCUCAUUUCUCUUAAACCCUAGAGACCAUGAUAUUCCACUGCUGCUGAAGCUUGUAGGCAACCCCAAAAACCCUAGCCAUGGCAGACUUCAGCUGCACUACCCCAUUACUUCUCUACCCCAUCAUCCUUCUCAUUCUCUUCUUCUCUUCCAUUAUUAAUCAAUAUGAUUCUCCUUCUUCUUCUCCUUCUUCUUCUCCCUCUUCUUCUACUUCUACUAUUCCUCCUUCCCCACACAGACAAGUGUUCAAUGAAAACCCAGAGCUCCCCUCCACUUUGAUCAAACAUUCUGACAAUGGCAACAGGACACGUAGUUUGGAGAAGAAGAGCUAUUUUGAGAAGAGGGAAGAAAGUUUGGCCAAAGCCCGGGUGGCAAUACGGAAAGCAGGAAGAUCGCGUGAUUACACUCCAUACAAGAACGAGAGUUUUUUCCCCAGAGGACCCGUUUACAGAAACCCUUAUGCUUUUUACCAGAGUCACAUAGAGAUGGAGAAGAGAUUCAAGGUAUGGACCUACCAGGAAGGAGAAAAGCCCCUCUUCCACUCUGGCCCCAUGAAUCUAAUCUACGGCAUUGAGGGGCAGUUCAUGGAUGAGUUGGAAAGCAAGAACUGCCCUUUCUCUGCUCGCCAUCCCGAUGAGGCCAUGCUCUUCUACAUCCCCAUUAGUGUCGUCAACAUCAUUCGCUACGUCUAUCAGCCCUACACCAAUUCCGCCAGCUACUCUCGGGUUCGCCUGCAGGGACUUGUUGCAGACUACAUUGACGUAAUAUCAAGGAAAUAUCCAUUCUGGAAUCGAAGCAGUGGGGCUGAUCAUUUCAUGGUUUCUUGUCAUGAUUGGGCACCUGAAAUUUCAGCUGCCAACCCUAAGUUCUUCCGACAUUUCAUCAGAGUUCUAUGCAAUGCCAACACCAGUGAAGGGUUCAAACCGGUCCGCGACGUCUCGUUGCCGGAAAUCCUCGUCCCCUAUAAAAUGCUGGGGCCGCCUUACCUGGGCCAACCCCCUACCAAUCGUUCCAUCCUUGCCUUCUUCGCAGGCGGUGCCCAUGGCAAAGUAAGGAGCAUACUAUUUCGUUACUGGAAAGAAAAAGAUGAGGACAUCCAAGUUCACGAGUACCUCCCCACAACCCUAAACUACACUGAACUAAUGGGGAGAAGCAAAUUUUGCUUGUGCCCUAGUGGAUUCGAAGUUGCUAGCCCUAGAGUGGUGGAAUCAAUAUACGCAGGCUGUGUCCCAGUGAUCAUUUCCGACAACUACUCGUUGCCAUUCAGCGAUGUUCUUGACUGGAGCCAAUUUUCAGUUCACAUUCCCAUCGCCAGGAUACCGGAAACCAAGACAAUCUUGCAAGCAAUUCCCAUUCAAGAAUAUCUAACAAAGCAAAAGACAGUGAUGCAAGUGCAACGACAUUUCACGCUGAAUCGGCCGGCCAAGCGGUUUGACGUACUGCACAUGGUGUUGCAUUCGAUAUGGCUCCGGAGAAUUAACAUCCAACUUCCAUUAUGAUUCAAUAUUGCUGUGUACAGCUUGGAAUUUCUUCUUAGUAGGAGAACAGGGUUCAUGUAAUGUUAUAUUAUAGCCAUGAUUAGCUUAAAAAUAGAGACAAGGACGAUCAUAAAGAACGGAUAAUAGACUAGCAUUGGUGAAGUUGGUGGAUAGAUGUGGCAGAU
This is a messenger RNA of Vitis riparia (riverbank grape), 1707 nucleotides long. RefSeq names its product probable glycosyltransferase At5g11130. NCBI's taxonomy places the organism in Eukaryota, Viridiplantae, Streptophyta, Magnoliopsida, Vitales, Vitaceae. Bases 125 to 1543 code for a protein of 472 amino acids. The record is from RefSeq and is a predicted model, not a curated record. The transcript has 4 exons. Gene Ontology annotation, molecular function: glycosyltransferase activity.